UCUCUCUCCCUUGGACUGUUCCUGCAGGAUCCCCCCUCCCCCUGGAAAUAGUUUCACAUAUGUGCCAGCAGUGACCCCCGGGCAGUUUUCAUACAGGAGAAGAUUCCAGGAGAAGAGAUCACAUCUGUCCUGAACAGGAACGAGGCCAGAUCCCCCAGUUAUGGAUAUGAGGGGCCCACGUUUAACCCUUUGCCUGCUGCUGAUCUCCAAGAUAGUGGCGGAAGAUGUCUGCGAGAGUGGCCUCUUCAGCAGUGGCAAAUGCUGUUCCGUUUGUCUGCCGGGAUUCGGGGUAGCGGUUCCCUGUGGCGUUUCGGAUACCAAGUGUGCACCCUGCAAAGAGAACUCUACUUUCUCUGACGUUAGAAGCGCCACAGCAAAGUGCCAGCUAUGUUCCCCCUGCCUCCUUCCAUCCGUGAAAGAAUCGAGUUGUACCCGCGAGCAGGAUACCAUAUGUCGGUGUCCAGACGGGCAGUACCUGGACAAUUACGGCAUUUGUCGCCCCUGCCAGCUAUGCCCUAAGGGGCAGGGAGUCGUCUCAUUCUGUAGCCGCGAUAAAAACACGGAGUGCCAGUUGUGCCCAAGUGGCUUCUACUCAGAGGUGAAGAGUAGGGAAUCCCCUUGUUUGCCCUGCCGGACUGAAUGCAAAGAAACCGAGGUGCAGAUAGGAGAUUGCAUGCCGCAACAUGACAUUCUGUGCAUGGAUAAAGACAUUCCCAUCCUCAAACCCAUAGAUGGUGAUGCACGUGGUGAGAACGGCACUACCGCAGGGUCCCCCCACUUCAUCCCACCGGCGGACAACAGCAAGAACAUCAUUCCCGUGUACUGCUCCAUCUUAGCAGCUGUGGUGGUUGGACUUAUUUGUUACGUGGCAUUUAAGUGCUAUACUACCUGCAAACAGAAGAAGCAGUUGGCCAAAGCCAGAGCUGGAGAAUUGGCUACAUCCGCAGAGGGAGAGAAGUUGCACAGUGAUAGUGGCGUCUUCCUUGAUACACACAGUCUCCAGGAACCAAAUCAUCUGAGCAAAGCCAAGAUUGAACCAAAGCUCUACAUUAACUUGCCACCUCACAAGCAGAGUGAAGUGGAGCGCCUGUUGGCAGACACCAGCCUUGGGAAAGAUUGGCAGCGCCUCGCCAGCCUCUUGGGAUACGAGGAGGAAACCAUCGACACAUUGGGCCGAGGAGAGGACCCAGUACACACUCUUCUCACUGACUGGUCUUCCAAAGAGAGCUCCACCCUGGAGGUCCUAUGUGCUGCUUUGGUCAACAUGGAACGGGCAGACGUGGUGGAAAAUCUGAACAGCGCAAAUGAUGCCAGCUCUGUGGUGUAAC
Messenger RNA from Xenopus laevis (African clawed frog), 1328 nucleotides. RefSeq names its product neurotrophin receptor associated death domain S homeolog (gene nradd.S). Gene Ontology annotation, molecular function: death receptor activity; nerve growth factor binding; coreceptor activity. Gene Ontology annotation, biological process: signal transduction; Rho protein signal transduction; programmed cell death. Gene Ontology annotation, cellular component: membrane; cell surface; plasma membrane. Lineage: Eukaryota; Metazoa; Chordata; Amphibia; Anura; Pipidae. The record is from RefSeq and is marked provisional.